AUGGCUCUCGAUCAGCUGGAUAUACUGGAGUUCUGCAUGCUCACGGUUAUGUCCUACGACCGAUACCUGGCCAUCUGCAGUGCUCUGUACUACGAGGUCAUCAUGGACCACAGGACCUGCAUUGAGAUGGCAGCGACAUUCUCCCUGCCUUUCUGCAGGUCCCAUGUGAUCACACAGUUUUUCUGUGACAUCCCGUCGGUAAUAAAACUCUCCUGUUCUAAAACGUAUACUGCCUUCAAGGUGGCUGUAGCCACUGGUGCCUGUUUCAGUGUCUUCUGCUUCGUGUCCAUCGUCGUCUCGUACGUGCGCAUCUUCCGGGCCGUGCUGAGGAUGCCAGCCUCCGAGGGCCGGGCCAAAGCCUUCUCCACCUGCCUGCCCCAUAUCGUCGUCGUCACCGUUUUUAUCUCCACAGCCGCCUUCGCUCACUUAAAACCGACUUCCAGCUCGUCCUUUCAGCUGGACCUGCUAGUAUCCGUGUUCUACACGGUGGUUCCCCCCAUCUUCAAGGCAUGA
This is a messenger RNA of Tachyglossus aculeatus (Australian echidna), 513 nucleotides long. RefSeq names its product olfactory receptor 14A2-like. NCBI's taxonomy places the organism in Eukaryota, Metazoa, Chordata, Mammalia, Monotremata, Tachyglossidae. Gene Ontology annotation, biological process: G protein-coupled receptor signaling pathway. The transcript has 4 exons. The record is from RefSeq and is a predicted model, not a curated record. Gene Ontology annotation, molecular function: olfactory receptor activity; G protein-coupled receptor activity. Gene Ontology annotation, cellular component: membrane. Bases 1 to 513 code for a protein of 170 amino acids.